AUGUCUGUGGCGGCUAUGGUAAAACAGCCUCCGCCAACGCCUCCAAGUGUCGACGGCCGCCAGCUUCAGGAUGGCUUCGGUCACCUGGUGCAGCACAACGCCCGAGGCGAGCACCAAGCCAACAUAUAUGCCUUGGGCAACAGCCCAUAUAUACCUUCUGGAGCCACCUCAUUCGAUAACACUCCAGAGCCAGAGAUUGGCCAGUGGUAUAUGGACCAGUACGGCAACAAAAGCUUUCGCCUCUACCAGGAACAGAACGACCUCGGCGUGGAUAUGAGUUUCGAUGCAUACGGACAGCAGGUCUUCCAUCCUCAGCAACAGGGUGUGUACAACCCUUAUGCUCUCCAACAGCAGCACCAAUACCCCAACCCUAUGAUCCAUGGUAGGGCGCCUCCUACACCAGAAAUGGCUGAUCAAAGCGCGCCACAAACGCGAUCAACGAGGCAGAACCGAUUAGGCGCCGGCUCUCGCCAUCCUUCAGGCUCCCCCAGACCGCGAAAGGCUGCCCGGAAGAAGAACACUGUGAAAACAAAGACGCUUAGUGGUCCGCUCAGUGAGUUGACAAAGGAUAUGAUAAACAUCCAGAUCAAAGACACGGAGGCCUGGGUCAACAGAUCUGUAGAAGAUAGGAGAGAGGAGGCAAAGAAAGACAACUUCGUGAAGCGUCCCUCGAACUCCUUCAUCCUGUACAGAUCCGCAUACGCAGACAGAGCCAGAGCAUGGGAGAAGUCGCCCAAUCACCAGAAGAUAUCUUCGCUUGCUGGCGAGAGCUGGGCGAUGGAGCCUCCAGAAAUUCGGAAGCAAUUUGAUGCGUGGGCCAAGGUCGAAAGAGAGAAUCACGCCAAAGCAUUCCCGGACUAUAAAUUCCAGCCACAAACAGCCAAGGCCGCGAACCGCAAGCGCAAAGGAAGAGCAGGUGAUUCAGAAGACGAGCUAAGCGACAAUGGCUCGGACUAUGCAUAUGCACCAAAUGGAGCAGGCUGGUCACUGAAGCCUAAGAAAUCAAAAAGGCCUUACCGUGAAACCAGCUACACGCCAAGCGGAACAUCCCUUGACGAGUACGACCCCAAUGGUUUCGACGCUGCGGAACUCUUUCAUCAUCCGUCCUCUUACCAAACACAUAAUCCUGGGAAACCUCUGCCUGCCGCUUUGAACCAGCAAGCUCUUCACAACCAAUACUACCAGACGACAAGCCAUCCGAAUCAAAGGAUGGCCCAUCUUGGCCACGUCGAGGAUGUCUUCGUUCAUCCGAUCGACGGUCCAUCCGAGUACCAUCACCCGGCACUGCCAGUGAUAGGGAUUCCAGGUGCAUAUCAUCACGAGCUGCAGGGCGAGGAUAGCCGACAGCAGAUGAUGAGCGGCAAUUCACAGCUUGACCCAAUGUUGGCAAGCUAUGACCAAAGCCAUCCUAAAUAUCCUAGUACCAGUGGUAACGAGCAUUUCAAUCAGUCGAUGAGCAUCCAGGCGGAAGAAUACCAGACGCCAGCAUAUUCGCCCGUUCUGAACGACUUCGAAAGCGAGCAUGAGGACGCAGAACCGGAGAUGGGGUCUGAUGAGUGGUUUGCCCAACAAAGAGAUCGGUCGUGA
Molecule: messenger RNA, 1587 nt
Organism: Letharia columbiana
Lineage: Eukaryota; Fungi; Ascomycota; Lecanoromycetes; Lecanorales; Parmeliaceae
Exons: 3
Coding region: 1-1587 (528 amino acids)
Biological process (GO): regulation of DNA-templated transcription; cell differentiation; anatomical structure morphogenesis
Molecular function (GO): RNA polymerase II cis-regulatory region sequence-specific DNA binding; DNA-binding transcription factor activity, RNA polymerase II-specific
Source: RefSeq, a predicted model, not a curated record